This is a messenger RNA of Hirsutella rhossiliensis, 540 nucleotides long. RefSeq lists its product as uncharacterized. Bases 1 to 540 code for a protein of 179 amino acids. The record is from RefSeq and is a predicted model, not a curated record. NCBI's taxonomy places the organism in Eukaryota, Fungi, Ascomycota, Sordariomycetes, Hypocreales, Ophiocordycipitaceae. The transcript has a single exon.
AUGCAGUCCCGUCUCGCCGCCCUCCUCGCCGCCCUCGCCGCCGCCUCGUCGGCCUCGGCAGAAGUAAACUAUCUGGCCGCCAUGCCCGCCGCCCUCAACACCCCCCAUGCCCUGCUCCCCCGGCAGACGGGAGGCGCCUCGCCCACCAUCCCCACUGAGUGCUACAGCGCCAUCGUCUCCCUCUUCAGCUCCGUGCCCACCCCGCCCCCCGAGGUCCAGUCCGCCCUCGAGGCCGACCUCGCGCGCAAGCCGCCCGCCGACCUCUGCAGCUUCACCACCCCGCCCAACCUUUCCGCCCAGUUUUCCUCGUACAGCUCCCAGCUCGACUCGUGGUCCUCGCGCAACGCAAACCAGCUCACCGCCUGCUCCAACCUCCCCAACAUAAACGCCUUCUCCGCCUGUGGUUCAGACCGCUCCAGCUCAACCCCCGCCGCCAACGCCGUCUCCAGCAGCACCCGGUCCGGCAACGCCCCGGCCCGCCAGAAUGGCAUGGCUGCCGCCGCCGUCGUCGCCUUUGGCUUGGCCGUUGCUAUCUUGUAG